CACACGCUCUCUCUAUCUCACUCUUAAGAACAGAGCUUCUACAAAAAACAUGCCCGUUUUAACCGCUAAAACAGCCUCUUUUGCUAAAUUAUAGCUCCCCAUUGAUCCCCAUCUCCGCCUUUCUCCCUCAAGUUCUGCCUUUUUGGUCAUGGUGGAAAGCCGUGUUUUCUGUCUCCAAAUCAUGGAUGUAGCAGUUAACUCUCCCACUGUGUAUUAGAUUUUGUGUUUGGAUGUAGAGAGAGAUAAUUAGAUAAAGGAAAAGAGAAAUAAAAAUGGACGAUUCUCUGUCUAGCUUACUUUGUCAGGAAAGUGAGACUUGUUUGUAUGAAGAGGUGGUUGACGAGGCCAAGUUCACUGAAUUUAAGAAUUAUGAUGGCUCAGAAGAUGAGUACAUGGACAUGUUAUUUGAAAGAGAAAUCUUUUAUGGGUUCAAAAGAAAUAAGCCUUUGGCGAUUGGAAACUCGCUCAAAUUUGCUCGCUUGGAGGCUAUCACUUGGAUUCUCAAAACAAGAGCAGCAUUCGGAUUUCGCUUCCAAACAGUUUAUUUGUCUAUAACAUACUUCGAUCGAUUCCUUUCAAGGCGGUCCAUCGAAAGUGAAAAAUUGUGGGCUAUUAGAUUACUCUCAGUGGCAUGUCUUUCUUUGGCUGCAAAGAUGGAGGAGUUAAAAGUACCAAUGUUAUCAGAGUUUCCAUUACAAGACUAUAACUUCGGGAGCAAGGUGAUUCAGAGAAUGGAGCUUUUGGUGUUGAGCACAUUGGAAUGGCGGAUGUGCUCCAUCUCUCCUUUUGAUUUUCUUCAUUUCUUCAUCACAAAGUUUUGCAAGGAAUCUCCACCAAGUAAUAUAGUGUCUGCUACUGUGGAAAUCAUCUUGGCUAUAAUUAGAGAGGUAAAUUUCGAAGAUAAUCGACCGUCUGUUAUAGCUGCUGCAGCCGCCUUGUUGGCUUUGGAUGACAGAUUAACAAGAAGAUCAUUGGAGUCGAAGAUGAAUUCCAUUUCUCACUGUAGAUUUCUUGAAAUUGAUGAUUUGUUUUCAUGCUAUACUAUAAUGCGAAGAUUAGAUAUGGAGAAACAUAAGAUACCAAAGGUUGUAAAUUCGCCGGAUCUUUCGCCGACCGGAUUGAGGUCGAUUGAUGUUUUAGAUAUUUCUUCGGUUACUUCUGCUGUCAGCAAUAAAAGGAAAAGGCUUACAUUCAGUACUUGUGAUCAAAGUUGUGGCUUGCCGGGUGAUAAACUCUGCUAGAGAAAUUUUGACUAUUAAGGGCUUUGACAAUAUCUAAUUCUGAAUGAAAAUUAUUGGUCUAAUGAGCGUUCUUUAAUCAGUUAUUAGUGGCAUGAUUUGGGAUUGCUUGAGUCUGCCUUUGAGGCGGCCAGAGAAAGGGGAAACAGAGCUGGAAAAGAGAAACAUAAAGCUAAGCUUUGGGGUAGGUAUAAAAGCUGAUUGUUAUUUUAGACCAAUGCCACAAUGUGGAAAAGAGGGUAGGAGAGAGGAGGAGGGGGGCCUUUGCUUCAUUCUUGUUCAAUUUUUUUUAUUUUUUUUUGUUUAAAUCUUUUCUAUAUUUUGGUUUUCUUUCUGGGUCUGUUGAUGUCUUAAGCCAGCUGCCUUUUGAUGUGAUGCUUGGGAUGCUUUGUUGGUGUCUUUGGAAAGGCUGAAAGCAAUGGAGACAGAGGGGUAAAGAGGGGUAAGGAGGCUCUGUUUGCUUGAUUUGAUGCAUCUGUGCUGCGGGUUAGCUCUCUGCAAGAAAAGUAGUGUAAAGGUGAACUGUGAUUGGAUUUGUUUGAAUGUUUGGGGAAUGCCUUUUGAGGCGGGCCCUGCACUUUUUUUUCUUUCCUUUUUUUUUUUCCCUUCUUGUGAAGCACUGGCUUGGCUGGGGUGACGGGUCAUGAAACCCAAGACAUUAUUGUUUGUGGAAUCAAAAGGAAUUUCUAUGUUGAUUAUUCUU
Alnus glutinosa is the source of this 1941-nucleotide messenger RNA. RefSeq names its product cyclin-D5-1-like. Gene Ontology annotation, molecular function: cyclin-dependent protein serine/threonine kinase regulator activity. The transcript is spliced from 5 exons. Gene Ontology annotation, biological process: regulation of cyclin-dependent protein serine/threonine kinase activity; mitotic cell cycle phase transition. Gene Ontology annotation, cellular component: cytoplasm; cyclin-dependent protein kinase holoenzyme complex; nucleus. NCBI's taxonomy places the organism in Eukaryota, Viridiplantae, Streptophyta, Magnoliopsida, Fagales, Betulaceae. The record is from RefSeq and is a predicted model, not a curated record. Bases 273 to 1241 code for a protein of 322 amino acids.